GUUGCGAUCUACCCCGCGACGAGUAAAGACGUGCUUUAUUGGAAACACAGCUAUCGACUCAACCUAACUGAGGUGAUAUUUUGCAAUCUCGCGCAGAUUAUAGCUGUGGUUGUGGUUCUACUGCAGAUGAUCUUCAGCAGUACAAUACUCAGGUGUUUCAGUGCGUCUCUGCGAUAUUAAGAAACUUUGAGUUUCUGACACGGCGUGAGUCUAGAAGUGUGAAAAAAAAAAUUGAUUCGCUGAGAAGUGUGUUUGGCGUUUAAUUGCGACGUGUUUAUUCCCGUACAUAAAGUGAGGAUAGUGUCAAUUACACCGAUUAUAAGGAUAAGUGAAAGUAAUUUGGCUAUCAAGAACACGAGAGGGUCACUAGUUGUGUCCUUUACCCACGACAGUAAGUGUUGCAAGUGUAAGCUGUAGUAUUCAUUCAAAUAUCAACUUGUUCCAUACCUCUGCAUACCUUCUCUCAGACCAAAUAUGGAUAUUGAUAUGAAUGAUGGAAAAGAUCGCAUUGGGCCAUUGUUUCGUGAUCGACACGUGUUAAUUACCGGCGGCACCGGCUUUAUGGGAAAGGCGCUCAUGGAGAAAUUGCUGAGAUGCACAGAAGUUGCCAAAAUUUACCUACUAGUCCGAACAAAGAAAGGGAGAACACCAAAGUCACGCUUAGAAGAUAUUUUUGCUAAUCCGCUCUUCGCCACCGUAAUUGAACUACGUGGGCUCGAUGUAUUGUUGAAUCAUUGUGUAGUGAUAGCUGGCGACGUCACAGAGCCGGAUCUCGCCAUAUCGGAGGAAGACCGACGAUUGAUCACAGAGAAUGUAUCCAUCAUCUAUCACUGUGCCGCCACGAUUCGCUUCGAUGAAGCUCUCCGGAAGGCGGUAAUGCUCAACACAAGAGGAACGAAGCUGAUGAUCGAAUUAGCGAAACAGUGCAAGAAAUUAGAUAUGUUUGGAUAUGUGUCAACGUCAUACUGCCAUUUGAAUGAGAAGCUGUUGCUGGAAAAACCAUAUGCACCGCCAGCAGACCCGCACAAGGUAAUCAAAGCCGUCGAAUGGUUGGAGGAUGAAGUUGUGGAAGGCAUGACAAGCAAAAUUCUGGGAGAGUGUCCCAACACAUACGCAUAUACCAAAGCUCUUGCCGAAGCCUUAGUUGUAGAAUCUAUGAAGGACAUUCCGGCAGUAAUAUUCCGUCCGUCUAUAGUGGUGCCCACAUGGCGCGAACCGCUAUCUGGUUGGACGGACAAUAUCAACGGACCAGUGGGAAUGUUGAUUGGAGCCGGCAAGGGAGUGAUUCGCUCUAUGUACUGCAACUCCGACGGCUACGGAGAUUAUCUGCCCGUCGAUUUUGGCGUGAGCGCUAUUUGCGUUUGCACCUGGAACUAUAUUGGAAGGAAGGAUUAUACGCGGAACAUUUAUCAUUUGGUUAGCUCAGCUGAGAUUAGAGUGUCCUGGGAAGGCAUCAUCGCAUUAGGCAAAUCUAUUACGGCCGAUAAGGUGCCACUAAACGGUAUCUUCUGGUAUCCGGGUGGGACGAUGAAGAGAUAUAGAUGGCAACACAAUUUGGCCGCUCUCUUUUUCCACUGGAUUCCGGCUGUGCUAAUCGACUGCCUGCUGUUCGUUCUUGGAUAUAAGCCUGUACUUUGUCGUGUGCAUCGACGAAUUGCCAAGGGAUUCGAGGUUUUUGAAUACUACGCUAACAAUCAGUGGGAUUUCGACAAUGCCAACGUUACAUUCCUGAGGACUACGAUGAAUGAGGCGGAGAAAACUAAAUUCAAAAUCGAUGCUGGAGGAGUUGUAAUUGAUGAAUAUUUCGAAAACUGUAUCUGGGGUGCGAGACGGUUUAUUCUGAAGGAAACCGAUGAUACUCUGCCAGCAGCCAGAAGACAUAUGACAGUAAUGUGGUGGGUGGAUAAGAUUUGCAAAGCAAUAAUUUAUGGCGCGUUCUUUUACUAUGUUGGGCUUUGGUUAUAUAAUUCUGUGUUUUCUAGUGUUUUCUAAUAGAGUAAUCUAAUUUGUACGUUCAUCUUGUUCAUUCCAAUAGAAUUAAAACAGAUCGAUUUGUAUUUCGGGACGUUUGGUAUCAAUAAAGAAACGC
Toxorhynchites rutilus septentrionalis is the source of this 2089-nucleotide messenger RNA. RefSeq names its product putative fatty acyl-CoA reductase CG5065. Bases 475 to 1992 code for a protein of 505 amino acids. The record is from RefSeq and is a predicted model, not a curated record. Gene Ontology annotation, cellular component: peroxisome. The transcript has 11 exons. Gene Ontology annotation, molecular function: alcohol-forming very long-chain fatty acyl-CoA reductase (NADP+) activity. NCBI's taxonomy places the organism in Eukaryota, Metazoa, Arthropoda, Insecta, Diptera, Culicidae. Gene Ontology annotation, biological process: long-chain fatty-acyl-CoA metabolic process.